AUGGCAGAAGACUGGCAGUCUUCGACGUUUGGACAGAGGCCGCAGGAAUAUCGGAACGUCCAAAUGAACGUUCGGAGAUCGUUUCUGCCUCCACCUCCGAAUGUUGUGAAUUUUCCACAAGAAGGUGGAGCUCCUGUUUUUCAGAGAUUUGGACCUCAAAUUCCCGCACCUCAUCAAAAUCAGUUGCCUCAAGUAAUGAAUCCUAUGGGUCAUGUUUACGACAACAACCAGCAAAGGAUGUACUAUGCCAAUUACAAUGCUCAAGUUCAAAAUAACCCAAACAUGACAGCAGCAUACAUGAAUCCUAUGUAUCGAUCCAUGAACAUGCAGCAACAAGCACCGACGCCAGGAGUCGGUAAUGUUAGUGGAAAUGGAUCUACUGGUGCAAUGAACCCCAGUUCGGCACCAAUGAAUUCUUCCGCCAAUAACGGCUCGGUUCCCCCGAAUGUUCAGCAGGCUCCACAGCUUCCUGUCAACACAGAACAUCGUCCGUUGAACGUGUCGGAUGCACUGUCGUACUUGGAUCUUGUGAAAAUGCAAUUCAAUCAUGAACCCGAGAUUUACAACGAGUUUCUCGACAUCAUGAAGGAAUUUAAGUCCCAAGCAAUUGAGACUCCGGAAGUUAUUGCGCGAGUUUCACGACUGUUCUGUGGAUAUCCUAAUUUGAUCCAGGGUUUCAAUACGUUUUUGCCUCCUGGUUACAGAAUUGAAGUUAAUUCUGCUGAUCCCAACUCCAAUAAACCAGAAAUGAUUAGCAUUGCGACCCCACAAGGAAUUAUCACUCAGUCAGCACCAUCAAAAAAUGCGCGCACUAGUAUGAGCCCAGGUUCGCUCUACUCUGGCAAUGGGCCUGCUCCCCCCAAUGCUCCUGUUGCUGCCGUGGAUCCCAACGCGGCUGCAUAUCCUUCACUUCCCAAAACUUCCAUGCCUCCUCACCAACCUUACUACCCUCCUAAUGCCGCUUCUAAUGCCUACGCAGCAGCUUAUCAUCCUCCCAAACCCUCCGUGAACGCUAGUGCAAAACAAGCGGCAGACUUGGAUCAUGCCAUCAAUUUUGUGAAUAAUGUAAAGAACAGGUUUGCACAUCAGCCUGAAGUUUACAACAAAUUCCUUGAAAUCCUUCAAUCUUACCAAAACGGUAGCCGGCCUAUUCGGAGUGUUCUUCAGGAAAUUACUUCGUUGUUUGCAAAUUCGCCCGAUUUGCUCGAAGACUUCAAGCGUUUCUUGCCGGAUGUCUCUGCUACGGAGGCAGCAUCUCCUGCACCGCCGCCCAUGACUGACCGGAUGGCCGCCCCAAUGGAGACCGCUCCCCGAGAGGCCACCCCGGUUUCGACGACAACCAGCAGUGCUCUGCCUCCUGUAGGCAAGUUCACCCCGCUUUCAACUACUAAGCAACCGGCUUCCGAAAAACGUCGUGCUGAGACAUCUGUACACACUCGGAGUCAAACCAAACGAACAAGGAGCGCGGCGGCUAACGAUGCCAAUGUCUUUAAAGCUUUCAGUGUUCCAGUUUCUGAGAACAAAAACCCUGAAGAGCUUGCUUUUUUAGAACAGGCGAGACAGGAGAUUGUGGAUGAGGUCCGGUACAACGAAUUUUUGAAACUCUUAGACUUGUACUCUCAAGAGGUGUUCGAUAGAAACGCGCUUGUUGAGCGUUCAGAACCCUUCCUUGGAAAAAAUGAAGCUUUGUUUAAUACGUUCAAGCAAAUGCUGCGUUGGGACCCGGAGAACUGCAUUCCCGUGCCUCGCCCCCGUGUGGAUUUAACAAAAUGCAAGGCUAACGGACCGAGUUAUCGUUUGCUACCUAAAAUCGAGCUUCUCCUGCCAUGCAAAGGACGCGACGAUUUGUGUUGGAGCGUGUUAAAUGACGCCUGGGUCAGUCACCCUACCCUUGCUUCCGAAGAUUCGGGUUUCAUUGCUCAUCGUAAGAACCAAUACGAGGAAGCACUCCACAAGCUUGAAGAAGAGCGGUAUGAGUACGACCGUCAUAUCCUCGCCAAUCUUCGAACUAUUGAACUACUUGAGUCACAUAACCUUACAAUGCAAAAAAUGGCUAAAAGCGAGCGGAGCAAAUGGAAACUGCCCGACAACCUUGGUGGUCCAUCACCUAGUAUAUACAGAAAGAGUAUUCGAAAGGUGUAUGGAAAGGAAAAGGGCGAUGAAGUUAUUAAACAUCUGCAAGAGGAACCUGCGAUUACUAUUGGUGUUGUUCUUCAGCGCCUGAAAGCCAAGGAUGAGGAAUGGCGCGCAACUCAACGCAAGUGGAACAAGGUCUGGAAUGGCAUAGAGGCCAAGAACUUUCUGCGUAGCCUUGACCACCAAGGUAUAUUCUUCAAAACAACUGAUAAAAGAAACACUACGACGAAGUUCCUUAUUGCCGAUCUUCGAAACAUCGCUCAUCAACAAAAAGAAGAACAGGAAGACCCGAGCCCUCUCGCUCAACCCUAUCACUAUGAUAUGCCUUUCAAUGACCUUCUUGUUAUUGUUGAUGCCGCAAGAUUGUUGGGCAUCUAUUUGGAGAGUGGAUCCAAUCACUCUGCUGAAGACAGAGAAAAAAUGUCGAACUUCUUACGUUCGUUUUUAUCUUUAUUUUUUGAUAUUCCCUAUGCUUCUUUAGUCGCUGUCUUGCCUGCCACAUUUUCGGACGAAGCGUCAGAUAGCUCUGUCUCCACUCCUGCUUCACCUUCACCAUUGAACCCUGCGUCUGCAGAAUCUUCACGUCCUUCUUCCCCAAAACAGAGACAUCAAUUAAAUCCCACAUUGUUGAAAGAUGUUCUCAAACGGUCGUAUCGUUCGCGUGAAACCAGAUCCUCACGCCAGAACUAUGCUCGUGAAAAACAAUCUGAUGCAGAAGACGUGAACUCUGAAAUGGAGGAUGAUCUCGAUAACUACGCCUCGGGCAUGUUUAAAUCCAGUGAAACUUGGGUAAACUGCAAGUUUAAUGGAAACGAGAACGAACUGGAUGACGGUUCAAAAAUUAGGGACCGGGACGAAUAUAACUUUUUUGGCAAUCUUGCAAUAUACUGUUUCUUCCGCCUCUUCCAUACCCUUUACUCCCGGUUGGAACACAUCAAACGAUUGGAAGAGUUGGCCUCUAAAAAGCUUCACGAUGUAAAGCCUAAUCCUAUUGCUGUUGAGUUAGGUCUUGUGCACGACCCAUUCGAACGCUUGGGAUUUGCUAUUCCGGAAGCGGAUACCGUGUAUGAACGUGCGUUGCUUUUGUGUGAACGCAUCAUUGAGAGUGACAUUGAUCAAAUGGGAUUUGAGGAUGCUUUGCGCUGUCUCUAUGGUAUUAAGGCAUUCCAACUGUACACCGUUGAGAAACUGGUCUCUUCCGUCGUUAAACAGCUGCACUCAAUCACUUCUAAUCGUCGCUUGGCCCAAGUCUUUAUUCACUUUGAGCGCGAUAGAUUACAGAAGCAAACAAGCGUUCGUCAACAAAUUAUCUACCGUAAACAGGCUGAGGCGGUCCUCGGCCAAGAUGAAACCGUGUGCCUAAUACAUUGGAACGCGAAAUCCAAAUCUUCGGCGGCACACUUGCUCGGACGGGAGGACUUGACGGCAAUUUCUUUUGCAUCAGAACAGCAACGCUGGAACUAUUAUGUGGAUAGUUUCAUUAUGUCAUGUCCUACAGAAGGCAUCUCCGUCGAUCAAAUUCAUGUUCCAUUCCUCCGUCGGAAUUUGCCUUCUGAGAGCGAGGAAGAUGAACAGAUUGUUACAAAAUGCGCUCAUGCUGUUUUGCCAGAAUUUCUAUCAUCCGAGCUGACGCUACGGAUCACACCUAACCAGUACAAACUCGUGUAUCUUGCCAAUACAGAGGAUGUGUUCGCGCGUGUCUCAGAGAAGGUGUUUCCGACAGAUUAUGAGUUGAUUAAAAAGAGUCGCCAAGACGCCUGGCGCGAAUGGCUUAACAGUGAUGCUGGCUGGAAACAGAGUCUGUCUGCAGCAAAAAUCGAGUCACUAAAGGAUUUGACUGUAAGCAGCAUUUUCUCAAACGCUUCAAUGGGAGCAACAAAGAUUGAAGAAAAGAAGGAGGACUUGGAUCAAGCUUCUAGUGAUAUGGAUGAAGAUGAACCUAUAGAAGACACCGCUAGCACGGAAGCCGUUUCAGAGGAAGAGGAGACGAAGCCGGAUACGACGAAUGAGACACCGCAGCCUUCGACGAAGACGGAGCGAGUCGCUGCGGCUGUAGUCGCUGAGUCUGAAGAGCAAAACAAAUCCGGGUCUGUUGACAAACAAGCUGUUGGUGACAAUGGCGACGAUACAGCUAAUGACCCGGAAACCGAGACAGACGUUGAGAUUAAGGAGGAAUUGGACGCGGCAGCCAAUGAGCAUGUGGAAGCUCCCUUGGCUGAACCGGUUGUGGAAGACAUGGAUGCAGACACGAGUGUGAAGCAAGACAAAUCUGAGGAGUCCAAUGCUUCUGCAGCCGAGCGUGAUACCACUCAUUCUGAGGUUCCUGUCACCACCGAGGAGGAGAAACCGGAGCCAGAAAGAAUGGAAACGGAAGUGAAUGCUCAGCCGGAAGAGCAAAUGGAAGAUGCGACCAUCACUAGUACGGAACCUCCGGCGGAUAUACCUGCUGCCAGUGAGGCCGUUGCAAGCUCCGUUGCGGCGUCUUCAAUGGCAGCAACUGCAACAAGUCAAGAGCAAACUUUGGAGAACACGAAUGCGACAGCAGCCGAUGUAACACCAGUGACUAAGGACGCAUCUGUCGAAACUGAGACUUCAACCGUCGAUGAACAGAACGGCGACACGACUGAAGCCGAUGUUUCCAUGGAUCAAGCGGACCUGAUGUCAAAUGCCUAA
Molecule: messenger RNA, 4809 nt
Organism: Schizosaccharomyces japonicus yFS275
Lineage: Eukaryota; Fungi; Ascomycota; Schizosaccharomycetes; Schizosaccharomycetales; Schizosaccharomycetaceae
Product: Clr6 histone deacetylase complex subunit Pst1
Exons: 3
Coding region: 1-4809 (1602 amino acids)
Biological process (GO): transcription initiation-coupled chromatin remodeling; regulation of DNA-templated transcription; pericentric heterochromatin formation
Cellular component (GO): nucleus; Rpd3L complex; pericentric heterochromatin
Molecular function (GO): transcription corepressor activity
Source: RefSeq, a predicted model, not a curated record